AUGUGGGCCUGCGGGCCGCUCCAAGAAGCCAGGGGGCCCACCUCCAGGAGGCCAUGGGGCCCACCUCCAGGAGGCCAUGGGGGCCCACCUCCAGGAGGCCAUGGGGGCCCACCUCCAGGAGGCCAUGGGGGCCCACCUCCAGGAGGCCAUGGGGGCCACCUCCAGGAGGCCAUGGGGGCCCACCUCCAGGAGGCCAUGGGGGCCCACCUCCAGGAGGCCAUGGGGGCCCACCUCCAGGAGGCCAUGGGGGCCCACCUCCAGGAGGCCAUGGGGGCCCACCUCCAGGAGGCCAUGGGGGCCCACCUCCAGGAGGCCAUGGGGGCCCACCUCCAGGAGGCCAUGGGGGCCCACCUCCAGGAGGCCAUGGGGGCCCACCUCCAGGAGGCCAUGGGGGCCCACCUCCAGGAGGCCAUGGGGGCCCACCUCCAGGAGGCCAUGGGGGCCCACCUCCAGGAGGCCAUGGGGGCCCACCUCCAGGAGGCCAUGGGGGCCCACCUCCAGGAGGCCAUGGGGGCCCACCUCCAGGAGGCCAUGGGGGCCCACCUCCAGGAGGCCAUGGGGGCCCACCUCCAGGAGGCCAUGGGGGCCCACCUCCAGGAGGCCAUGGGGGCCCACCUCCAGGAGGCCAUGGGGGCCCACCUCCAGGAGGCCAUGGGGGCCCACCUCCAGGAGGCCAUGGGGGCCCACCUCCAGGAGGCCAUGGGGGCCCACCUCCAGGAGGCCAUGGGGGCCCACCUCCAGGAGGCCAUGGGGGCCCACCUCCAGGAGGCCAUGGGGGCCCACCUCCAGGAGGCCAUGGGGGCCCACCUCCAGGAGGCCAUGGGGGCCCACCUCCAGGAGGCCAUGGGGGCCCACCUCCAGGAGGCCAUGGGGGCCCACCUCCAGGAGGCCAUGGGGGCCCACCUCCAGGAGGCCAUGGGGGCCCACCUCCAGGAGGCCAUGGGGGCCCACCUCCAGGAGGCCAUGGGGGCCCACCUCCAGGAGGCCAUGGGGGCCCACCUCCAGGAGGCCAUGGGGGCCCACCUCCAGGAGGCCAUGGGGGCCCACCUCCAGGAGGCCAGGGGGGCCCACCUCCAGGAGGCCAUGGGGGCCCACCUCCAGGAGGCCAUGGGGGCCCACCUCCAGGAGGCCAUGGGGGCACAUCUCCAGGAGGCCAUGGGGGUCCACCUCCAGGAGGCCAGCGGGCCACCUCCAGGAGGCCAGCGGGCCACCUCCAGGAGGCCAGCGAGCCACCUCCAGGAGGCCAGCGAGCCACCUCCAGGAGGCCAGCGGGCCACCUCCAGGAGGCCAGCGGGCCACCUCCAGGAGGCCAGCGGGCCACCUCCAGGAGGCCAGCGGGCCACCUCCAGGAGGCCAGCGGGGCACCUCCAGGAGGCCAGCGGGCCACCUCCCGGAGGCCAGCGGGCCACCUCCAGGAGCCCAGCGGGCCACCUCCAGGAGGCCAGCGGGCUACCUCCGGGAGGCCAGAGGGCCACCUCCAGGAGGCCAGCGGGCUACCUCCAGGAGGCCAGCGGGCUACCUCCGGGAGGCCAGCGGGCCACCUCCGGGAGGCCAGCGGGCCACCUCCGGGAGGCCAGAGGGCCACCUCCGGGAGGCCAGAGGGCCACCUCCGGGAGGCCAGAGGGCCACCUCCAGGAGGCCAGAGGGCCACCUCCAGGAGGCCAGCGGGCUACCUCCAGGAGGCCAGAGGGCCACCUCCAGGAGGCCAGCGGGCUACCUCCAGGAGGCCAGAGGGCCACCUCCAGGAGGCCAGAGGGCCACCUCCAGGAGGCCAGAGGGCCACCUCCAGGAGGCCAGAGGGCCACCUCCAGGAGGCCAGAGGGCCACCUCCAGGAGGCCAGAGGGCCACCUCCAGGAGGCCAGAGGGCCACCUCCAGGAGGCCAGAGGGCCACCUCCAGGAGGCCAGAGGGCCACCUCCAGGAGGCCAGCGGGCUACCUCCAGGAGGCCAGCGGGCUACCUCCAGGAGGCCAGAGGGCCACCUCCAGGAGACCAGAGGGCCACCUCCAGGAGGCCAGAGGGCCACCUCCAGGAGGCCAGAGGGCCACCUCCAGGAGGCCAGAGGGCCACCUCCAGGAGGCCAGAGGGCCACCUCCAGGAGGCCAGAGGGCCACCUCCAGGAGGCCAGAGGGCCACCUCCAGGAGGCCAGAGGGCCACCUCCAGGAGGCCAGCGGGCCACCUCCAGGAGUAAUCAGUCUCCUCACACCGACGGUCGUGUUUCAGGGAAAGUUUUCAUCCCUGGAUUAA
This is a messenger RNA of Procambarus clarkii (red swamp crayfish), 2247 nucleotides long. NCBI's taxonomy places the organism in Eukaryota, Metazoa, Arthropoda, Malacostraca, Decapoda, Cambaridae. The record is from RefSeq and is a predicted model, not a curated record.